This is a messenger RNA of Camellia sinensis, 3657 nucleotides long. The record is from RefSeq and is a predicted model, not a curated record. NCBI's taxonomy places the organism in Eukaryota, Viridiplantae, Streptophyta, Magnoliopsida, Ericales, Theaceae.
AUGGGAAUCGAAGACACACCCCACUCUGGGCUAGCAGAGAGGACUCCAAUGACGGAGAGAACCAAAGAUAAAGGUCUGGCAUUCCCUUCAGCACACGAUGACCCUAUGGACCACGACAAUCAGACACCCAACGCGGCGGAGCGACGCCGUGUCAUUGCCGUUGAGUCGUCUCAACGUCUUUUUGUUGAGAAAGACCACCGUGACCGCAUCAUUGACUCAAUGGGUUUGGAGAUCACUGAGCUUCGUACCCAAUUGUUGAAGUUCAUGGCGACCCCAGCGGAGCCAAGAAAAUCCGUUGGUGGACCAUCGCAAAGGAGACAUACUCCUCCGCCGCUUCACAAGGAGCACUCCAGCCGUGGCCCUGCUCAUAGAGGGCGUAGCCGGCCGAUUUCGGUGCAUAGUGAAGGGGCCAGCAGUAGGACGAAUAACCUUAAAAAUAACCAACGAGGGAAUUCUCAUAAAAGGCAAAGGACUGUCAGCCGCCUAUCUGGAACCUUUCAUUAUCGCCAUGACGAGCGGCCGCAAGAUUUGAGAAGUUGGCUGAACGAUAACAGAGGAGAGGUACGACGGCUAUGCAGGGAAGGAGAACGUCGAGGAGAUAGGGAGGAGGACCGCCGGCUCAGCAGGGAAAGGGACCAGUUAGACCGGUCCAUACACCAACAAGAGCAUCGUGCUCUAGACCGGUUGGUGUCCACCCCCUUCUCCCCAGAGGUAGAAGCUGUAGAACCUCCACGGAAGUAUAGCCCGCCGAAAUUCAUUCUCUAUGAUGGAAAGACGAACCCUCUGACCCACAUCAGCCAUUACCGCCAGAUGAUGUCCCUCUGGAACCGUAACGACGCACUCAUAUGCAAAGUCUUCCCCUCUAGCCUUGGAGAACUUGGCCUCCGAUGGUUUGACAAACUCCCCAAUGGCUCAAUUUAUGACUGGACGCAGCUCUCGGAGACGUUCUUAGCCCGAUUCGUCUCCAACAGCAGGGUCCCAAAGCAGUUAGAUACCUUGUUCAAUAUCCGAAAGGACAGGAAAGAAACCCUACGCCAGUACGCGCGACGGUAUUGGGAGGAGUAUGGUGACCUGGAGGAAAAUGUUUGCAGUGAACAAUUGGCCGUGCUAUACUUCAAGCAAGGCCUACCUCCUUCGCACAAGCUAAGACAGUCGUUGACGAAACGACAUGCCUCCACCAUGAAGGAUUUGAGGGCUCAAAUAGAGCAACAAGCUCGCGUGGAAGAUGACGCUGCUUCAGUACAUGUUGCUGUUGCUGAAGAAGAAGUCAGACCGCCUCGACCGCCUAAGACUGAGCAGCCAAGGAGGGAUGAGCAGCGCAAGAACUAUGGCCAAAGGAACCGCUCCACAGUAGAAAACGAGGAGGAAAGGGCCAAGUCUUAUGAAGGCAUCACCACCGUCUUCAAAGAGCCAAUAUACAGGCUCGUCGAGAAACUUAAAGGGGAAGCCUUCUUUGUCUGGCCAGCUAAGAUGCCUGGAGACCCUGCUCGGCGCAAUCAGACACUGCGUUGCACCUAUCAUCGAGAGAAGGGACACAAGACGCAAAAUUGCAGAGCUCUCAAACAACACUUGGAGGACUUAGUUACGGCGGGACACCUCCAACAAUGGAUAGACGUUGAUAAGACGAGGGAAAAGAAAGGACUAGACCAAGCCCCCCUUGAAGAGAACCAUGCCCCGAGGUUGGUCAUCAAUGUUAUCCAUGGAAUGACUGACCCCGAAAGAGAAAACACCAUUCGAGGGGAAAUCCAACGAGCCACCCACAUUCAGCAGGUAAUGUCGGUAGGACCUCCUCCCAAAAAGUCCAAGACAGAAGCCAGACCUUCUCGGUUUAACGUCGUGUUCACCGAAAGGGACCUAGAGGGAAUCCAGCACCCCCACACAGAUGCCCUCAUCGUUACAGUUGGUGUGGCCAACAAGUUCGAUGUGAAGCGAGUCUUGAUUGACCAAGGAAGUGCCGCAGACAUCAUGUAUUAUGAGCUUUUCAAGAAGCUCGGCCUCAGUGAGCAACACCUGACACCUGCCACCUCCCCUUUAGUUGGCUUUAACUCGCAAACAGAAUGGCCGCUCGGCCGAAUAACUCUGCCUAUCAUAGCUAAGUCCAAGGUGGUCUCUGUUGACUUCUUGGUGGUAAACACCCCAUCUCCCUACAAUGCCAUCCUCGGCCGACCUUGGAUUCACCAGAUGGAGGCAGUCCCUUCCACCUAUCACCAACUCGUUCGCUUUCCAACCAAGUAUGGAGUAGAGGAGAUUCGUGGAGACCAAGUGGCAGCCAAACACUGCUUCAUUGCCGCCAUGAAAACCAAACAAGUCUGCGACCAAGUACAGAUGGUAGAAGUACCUGACCAGCCGGUUUUGGAAGACGUCGGCGGAGUGCCGACUGAGAAGAUGGUGGAGGACCUAGAGACGGUCUUGGUAGAAGAAGGAAACCCAGAUAAGUUCUUCCUGCUCGGCACUUCCCUCACAGUUGGAGAGAAAGAGCAAUUACUGGCUCUACUCCGUAAACACAUCGAAGUGUUCGCCUGGUCGGCCUAUGACACUCCUGGGUUGGACCCCAACUAUGCCUGUCAUCGACUCAACGUCCAAUUAGGAGCGCAGCCAGUUAUUCAGAAGAGUAGACGAUCAUCCGCGCAACACACCGAUGCAGUGAUCGAAGAUGUGGACAAACUUUUGGCUGCUGGAGUCAUUCGAGAAGUGCAGUACCCAAAAUGGCUGUCCAACACCGUUGUGGUGAAAAAGAAGAAUGCUUGCCCCAAGGAUAGCUUCCCCCUUCCACGAAUAGAUCAACUUGUUGACGCAACGGCUGGACAUGAGCGCAUGAGCUUUCUAGACGCCUAUAGUGGCUACCACCAGAUCCCUAUGUUCAGUCCUGACCAGGAGAAAACGGCUUUCAUCAGCCUUAGAGGCAUUUACUGCUACAAAGUGAUGCCCUUCGGCUUGAAAAACGCUGGUGCGACCUACCAACGAAUGGUCACCAAAAUGUUCAAGGACCAGCUUGGUAAAACCAUGGAAGCAUACAUUGAUGACAUGGUCGUCAAAAGAAAGUUGGUCGCGCACCAUCUAAGGGACCUUGAGCAAGUGUUUGGAAUUCUAAAGACUCACAAGCUUCAAUUGAACGCCUCAAAAUGUGCCUUUGGAGUAGGAUCAGGGAAGUUCUUGGGGUAUAUGGUGACUAGGCGGGGCAUUGAAGCCAACCCCGCCCAAAUCAAAGCCCUCCAAGACCUUGAAGCACCUACAAAGGCUAAAGAACUCCAGAAAUUCGCUGGUAUGGCUACAACACUUAACCGUUUCAUCAGUCAGUCCUCUGAUCGGAUGAAGCCCUUCUUCCAACUUCUAAAGAAGAAAACUAGUUUUGAGUGGGGAAGUCAGUGCUCCGAAGCGCUAGAAGAUUUGAAGAAGUAUUUGUUCUCUCCUCCCCUUCUAUCAACACUUGUCGCCAACGAAGAGCUUUUCCUUUACUUGGCUGUCUCUGAUCAUGCUGUCAGUGCAGUGCUAGCCAGAGAGGAUGGGAAGGAGCAAAAACCAGUGUAUUAUGUUAGCAAGACACUCCUUGAUGCCGAAACUAGAUACUUGCCAUUGGAGAAAUUGGCAUAUGCACUAUUAAUUGCCUCUAGAAAGCUUGUCACUAUUUUCAAGGCAUACCAUCAACGUCCUCACUGA